Stegodyphus dumicola is the source of this 710-nucleotide messenger RNA. RefSeq lists its product as uncharacterized. The record is from RefSeq and is a predicted model, not a curated record. Lineage: Eukaryota; Metazoa; Arthropoda; Arachnida; Araneae; Eresidae.
AAAAAAGGAUCUUAACAUUUCAGAGAAAACAGCACAUCAUUUUAAAUGCAACUUUAAGGUUUCUCUCACUGUGAAUAAGAAAUGCGAAAGUAACAUACCACUGAAAUUUUCUGAGGCAGUAUUUUUUGAUAACUGUCCUGAAAAUUUUAUGUUUCGAGCUCCUGAUUCUAUUUGCCAAAAUUGGAAUGCUACUUCAGUGAUUAUUGGUAAUUCAUUAAAGAAGAGUAUAUCUAUAAUUUUUGAACCUCAUUGUGGAUUUGAAUCAUGUUUCCAAACAUUUGAAAUUUAUUUAUACAAACUUUAUUCUGAUAAGUGCCAACCAUUCAAUGGACUACUGAUAGAUACAUUUGAAGUUGCUGCUGUAUAUAAUCAGAAAGCAAUGGCAGUUUUUGAAAACCUGAGAAAUGGUUGUUAUGCUGUGCUGAGUGUUCCAUGUACAUUAGAUAUGUGUUUUGGAGAAUGGUCCAUAGGUUUUGAUAAAACCAUUUACAUAAGUAUCAAAGAUCAUGAAGAAAAUAUUAAUAGAACAACUAUUGAAAAGCUGACUGAUCAUGAAAAAUUAAUUUUUCCAGUCAUUUCUAGUGUUUUUGUUAUCAUAGUGCUAUCUGGAUUUGUGUUAUUGCUUCACAGAAAAUUCAAACAAAGUGUUUCAAAGAAAAAAUAUGAGAGUGUGGAAGUUGGAAAAGCAUGAAUUUUCUGAAGUGUGUCUG